Messenger RNA from Dendronephthya gigantea, 3090 nucleotides. RefSeq lists its product as uncharacterized. Gene Ontology annotation, biological process: DNA integration. Gene Ontology annotation, molecular function: nucleic acid binding. The transcript has a single exon. The record is from RefSeq and is a predicted model, not a curated record. NCBI's taxonomy places the organism in Eukaryota, Metazoa, Cnidaria, Anthozoa, Malacalcyonacea, Nephtheidae. The coding region runs from base 1 to 3090 and encodes 1029 amino acids.
AUGGCGGACGUUCGUAAGAUGUUUUUACAAAUCAAAAUAGCUCCCGAAGAUCAGAACGCACAUCGUUUCCUUUGGAGAGAUAUGGAUCCCAAUUCAGAAAUAAAAACAUAUUGUAUGACGAGACUCCCGUUUGGCGACGUGAGCAGCCCGUAUGAAGCGAUAGCAACAAUGCACCAUCAUGCUGACCAAUGUAAAGUGGUAUACCCUGAAGCAGCUCGAGUUAUCAAAGAAGAUACGUACGUAGAUGAUUGUUUAACCGGAUGCGAAACUGAAACAAUGGGCCGUAAACUUUAUAGCGAUUUGGUGGAGAUGAUGAAGAUUGGCGGUUUUGAUCUGUUAAAAUGGGCAACGAAUUCUAAGUCGUUGUUGUCCUAUAUUCCCGCUGAUCAAAGAGCGAGUAGUCGGUUGGUGUGCCUUGAUAACGAUUCUGACCCUUUGAAAGCUCUCGGACUAUCCUGGGACACCGUUGAUGACGUGUUCUUAUUUCACCAAGGAGAUAAAUUAUUACAAACACCUGAGACGAAACGAAGUAUCAUUAGUAUAUCCUCCAAACUCUUCGACCCACUGGGAUUUCUCAGUCCUUUCAAAAUUCGAGCCAAAAUCCUUUAUCAGAAGCUAUGGAUUCGUGGUGCGUCGUGGGAUGAUUUACUUGAUGAAGAAAUCAAAAAUGAAUGGCAAAAGUGGAAAGAAGAACUUGAACAUUUAAAUCUCAUUCGCAUCAGUCGUUCCUUUCUGACAGGCCUUGGCCUUGAAAUAGUCAGUGUCCAGCUUCAUGGCUUUAGCGACGCAAGCCCGAGUGCCUACGGAGCUGUUAUCUAUCUUCGUCUUCAAGAUUCUACCGGGAAUGUGCAAGUACAACUCCUAUUCGCGAAGACAAGAGUUGCGCCUACGAAAAGAAUUACAUUACCAAGAUUGGAAUUGAUGGCGGCGUAUUUGUUGUCAAAGAUGAUCACAUUCCUUCUUAAAGUCUUAGGAAAAAGGAUCAAUCAGUAUAUCUGUUGGUCAGACAGCACAAUAACAUUGAGCUGGAUCCGUAGACCCAGCUAUACCUGGAAGGUAUUUGUGGCAAACCGGGUUCAAGCGAUCCAACAGAACACUGAUCCAGAGUGUUGGCGAUUUUGUCCCGGAGACACAAAUCCUGCUGAUUUUGUAACGCGUGGAGAGACAUUAGAAAAUUUGGCAAACUAUUCCCCUUGGUGGAAUGGGCCACAGUGGCUUUAUAGGCCCCCGGGUGAAUGGCCCAUUAAUAUAGUCGACAAUGAAUUGCCGGAAUGUCCAGAAAGUAAUCCGAAAGUGGUUUGUAAUACAGCGGUAUCCACCUUUCCGUCGCCAUGCAUUGAUGUAGAAAGAUCCGGACGUUGGAUUAAGCUAGUCCGGAUAACAGUAUUCGUAUUUAGAGCCGUAGCUUUGUUCAAAGGAUUAUUGAAACGGGGCGAGUUGACGAAAACCAUUAAUCAAACCCCAGAAAUCACCGCUGAAGAAAUCAAAGAAGCUCAAACGUAUUGGUACCAAGAGAUACAGAAGGCGAGUUUUGUUGAAGAAUGGCGCCAAUUACAGAAGAAAGAUGGACUACCUUCAAAGAGUCCCAUUCGCAAGCUGAACCCUUAUUUUGACGAAAACGAUAAGCUAAUACGAGUCGGAGGUCGCCUACAGUUUUCUGAGUUACCAGAAGAGACGAAGCAUCAAAUCAUCUUACCCGCAAAACACCCAGUCGUGGACAAGAUAAUUAUUCAUUCUCACGAAACCCAAGCCUUACAUGCAGGUCCAGAAACAACUUUGGCUAUUCUCCGAGAAACGUUUUGGAUUCUUCGCGGUCGUCGUGCAGUUAAACGAGCAAUCAAUACCUGUCGCGUCUGCCGAAAAUUCCGAAUUGGACCAGUCCAGCAGCAGAUGGCACCCUUACCUGCUGAGCGAGUUACCUAUUCUCCAGCUUUCACACACGUGGGGAUUGAUUUCACAGGACACUUGAUUCUGAAGUCACAAAAGAAAUCAGAUAAAAGUCUUCAAAAGGCGUACGUUUGUAUAUUUUCCUGCGCUACCACCCGGAUGGUGCACUUGGAAUUAACGAACGACAUGACAACAGAAGAAUUUCUUCAAGCCUUACGUCGGAUGUAUAACCGUCGAGGACUAUGCAAUACGUUGUGGUCAGAUAACCAAACUACGUUUAAGAAAGCUGAAAAAGAUAUCCAGUGGUUGUUCGAAGCUUCAAGUCAGAAAAUGAAUAAAGUAUGGAAGAAAUUAGACCCUUCUCAACUACAAAGAGAGACAUCCUUAAAAGGAAUCAAGUGGAAAUUCAUAAUAGAAAGAAGUCCUCAUCGUGGUGGUUGGUGGGAACGAAUCUGUCGUUCGCUGAAAGAACCUCUUAGAAAAAUCUUGGGGAAAGCUCUGUUGACCUAUACUGAAAUGUAUACUGUUUUAACCGACAUUGAAGCAGUUAUCAACUCGAGACCUCUCACGUUUAUCGGUGAUGAUAUUAAAGACGGUCAAACUAUCACACCAGCACACUUGGCAUUAGGACGGAGCUUGAAAGCUAUCCCAGAUGUAACAAUUGGGUCAAGUCCCAUACCACCAGUAUCGUCAAGAUUUUUGUAUCGACAAAGUUUAAUUAACCGUUUCUGGCGGAGGUGGCUGACGGAAUAUUUACCACAACUGACGAUUCGCCAAAAGUGGUUGGAAGAGAAACCACCGUUAAAGGUUGGAGAUGUUGUGUUGAUGUCAGAGGACAAUGUCAAACGCGGAAAUUGGCCAUUAGCUAUUGUUCAAGAGGUACACAUGGGAAAAGAUGGCCUCAUUCGUACAGCUACGCUACAGACUAAGUCAGGGCAAAGGCGACGAUCGGUACAGAAGUUAUAUUUAUUGGAAGAAGCUCGCAGCGUAGAGGAAGACUUGAGAAAUAUGGAGAAAGUAGAACAGAGUCAAAGUUUAGAGAUUGCCCCGGAGAUAUGCGAUCAGAAAAUUCAAAAGCAAGCUGUCCAAAGAAAAAAAUUAGGCAAUGUACCGAAUUUAGACACUAAGUGUCAAGGCGGGCAGAAUGUAAAGUAUUCCCGCUUUGGGCGUGUAAUAAAGGCCCCAAGUAGAUUGGGGUCGUGA